AUGAUGCAUCAUUGUUGUAGCAGCUCUCAGCAAGGUCACAUAAUGGGAGGAGGAGGAACAUGCACAUGCGGUAUGUUUCAUCCACAAACCAACUCUAACUACUCCAUGAUUUUCUCUAACUACCAAAACCAUGAUCAUUACGAUCACUACGACUCCUACUCCUACACUUCUCCAUCUUCUUCUGUUGACUGUACACUCUCCCUUGCCACCCCUUCCACGCGUUUAUCUGAAGACCAAGAGAAACGAAACCGUCGCUCUUCUCUUACCAACUUCUGGAACAAUAAUACUAGCCAUUCAAACUCAAACUCAAACUCAAGCUCAAAACACAAUUCUCAAUCUCAAAACAAAUCAAACAGAGGAAACAACAUUGGCAAUAACUCCAACAAUGAUUCUCUUCUCGCUCGUCGAUGUGCUAGCUGUGACACCACUUCUACACCUCUUUGGAGGAAUGGUCCUCGUGGCCCAAAGUCACUAUGCAAUGCUUGUGGGAUUAGAUACAAGAAGGAAGAACGAAGAGCGAAUGCUGCCACGUCAGCCGCGACAAACGGUGUAAUGGAUACAAGCAGCAUCUACAGCAACAACAACAACGGUUCAUGGUACGGACAACCGCAGAGUCAAAUGUAUGGGAACGAGUUACGGUUCAUGGAAGAUUCAGAUGUAGAAUCAGAAAAUGGGAUUCCUGAUUUUCUUUCUUGGAGACUCAACACGAGCCUUGUUCAUGAUUACACCAGAUGA
Messenger RNA from Lathyrus sativus (Indian pea), 735 nucleotides. Lineage: Eukaryota; Viridiplantae; Streptophyta; Magnoliopsida; Fabales; Fabaceae. The record is from the annotation of a GenBank genome assembly.